GUUUUGUUUAGCCAGGGGCUUACGAUUGUCUUGCUUAUCCUUCACAACGAUACAGCUAUGCUCAUGUGUAUAGCCAACUGCUUGCCAUGUAGCUAGGCCAAAGUCGGUUGCUUCUAAGCAGUCUUAAACCCAAGUAUGACAAUUAAAAUUUCGCUUGCUUGGAAGCAGAGGCUUUUGGUCACGGUCGGGCUGUUCUGCUUGCACACCUUGGGAUGCAUCGCCCGAGGGCUGGACUGCGACCGUCCUGAGCCGGCGAAGCGACUCUAUGUAUACGGGAACUUCAAUUACACUCACAGGAUCCGCACAACCCAUCCGGAGGCCCAGUCGCUGUUCGACCAGGCGAUGCUGCUGACCGCCGACUUCAACCAGCCCGAGGCACGCGCCUCCCUGCGAGCCGCGUUGUCGUACGAUCCGGACUGCGUCAUGUGCUGGUGGGGUCUGGCGCACGCGAGAGGUCCCUUCCAGAACAAGCCCGCAGUGGCCCCGCCCUCCGGCCCCUCCGCCCCCGCCUUCCCGCGCUACACCCGCCAAGACCGGCUGGAGGCCCUCGCAGCCAUCACCACCGCCCUGAGGCUGCUGGGGCUGUCAGAACUGUCAGGGCGGCAUCACGAGCCAGCUGCUUCUCCUCCUUCGCCCCCAGGGCCAGCCGGGCCGGCGCCGGCAGCGGCAGCAGCGGAAGAGCCCGGCGGAGCUCAUCAGCCCUCGGCUUCUUCCUCUUCACAGUCACCAGGGUCGCCCUCGGGAGGCGGUGAAGGCGGAAACCGGACUGCAGGCGUGCAGGAGACCGGAGGCAGCAGAAGCGGCGGCGGCUCAAAGGAGGCGGGCGAGGCUGCUGCUGCUCCAGCGGUAUCAGGUGGCAGUGGUGGUGGCAGUGGAGGUGGCAGAAGGCUGGUUGAGCGACUGGGGUUGCUGCGGCACUGUGCUGCUACUGCAGGGGGGCAGCAGUCCCAGCACGCAUCUUCCCAUGGCAGAAGGCACAUGACAGCGGCAGCGGCAGCAGCAGGGGAUGCUGCUAGCAGUGUCGGUGGCGAUGAAGGUGACGGCGGCGGUGGGUCGCUGGCUGCUCGCGAGCGGCGCUACGUGGCGGCGAUGGCCGACCGACUGAGUGUGGCGGCUGAGUGGGGCAGCGAGUGGGAGGCGGCGGAGCGGCGGUACGCGCAGGACAUGGCGGACAUCGCCGCCUGCUGGCCGGGGGACGCGGACGCCCCCGCACUGGCCGCGGAGGCGCUCGCCAACACCCGGCCCUGGGACUUCUGGGACCCGAUAACCGGUGAGCCCCGCGAGGUGACGCCGCUGGUGCUGCAGCUGAUCAACAUGUCAUUGACUCGGGACCCGCUGCAGCCGCUGGCACUGCACCUGCAUAUCCAUACCACGGAGCAGCUGCCCGCCGGCCGAGGAGCCGACCGGGCAGGCCUGGCGGAGUCCUCCGCUGACCGGCUGUCCGUCCUGUUCCCCGCCUUCGACCACCUGACCCACAUGGCCUCGCACACCUUCGUGCGGGUGGGGCGCUGGAAGGAGGCGGCGGAGUCCAACUUCGCCGCCCUGCGCGCCUCCGUGCGCGGCAGUCACAUGUGUCUGGCCUCGCUCUACCCCGACCACAACACCGCACUGGGGGUGUUCGCGGCCAGCAUGGGGGCGGAUGCGCGGAGGGCGGAGGUGUACGCGCGGGUGCUCAAGGAGCUGCCCAGGUUCGUUCGCGACGCCCCCGCCAGCCUGGGCUCCCAGUGGAGCGCACCGCUGCUCGUGUGGGUGCGGUUCGCGGCGUGGAAGAAGGUCCUGGCAGCGCCGCCGCCACCACACCCCGUGCCGCCGUCAUCGCCGCCGUCGCUGCUGUUGCCCGCUUCACCUGGCUUGACCACUAACAACACAGCGGCGCCGCAGCAGCCAUUGCAAACAACGGCAAAACCGCCUUCAAGAACAGCAGCAGCAGCAGCAGCAGGACAAACCGUGGUGGUGGUGCGGCCUUCGCGGCCGGAGGGGAAUAAGGCGAGGGAAACGAGGAAGACCCCCAGGACACUCAUCAUCCGAGGCAUGCAGCACCAGCAGCAGCCGCACUCCACCGCGACCCAUGGGUCGGCGGUGGCUACGGAGCAGCAUGCCACGGAGGCGAAUGCGGAGGCGGAGGCGGCCGAUGUGACUGCUGGGUAUCCAAACUUGGAUCUGGUGUUGGGUAACGGCAGCAGUAGCAGCACCAACAGCCGUCAUACGGAUUGGAGGCCGCUGCGGGGGCCCCUGUUAGAUACCGAGUAUACACCGGACGGAGCCGAGUACGCCCGCGUGUUGUGGCACUUCGCCCGCCUCAUGGCGCUGGCGGCGCAGCUGACGGAGGCGACGGAGGCAGCGACGGAGCCGGCCGCCAAUCUGACGUCGCCGUUACUUGCAGCCGCCGCCGUCACCCGGAAAGCCCUGCCGUACAAGAAGAGCCGGCCGUACGGUCCGCAACGUAUGUCGGUGGUGGCGUCAGCGGCGACGUCAGCGGCGGCGGCGGAGGUGGCGGCGGAGGUGGCUGCGGCUAGCCGUCGGGAGUUGGCGGCGGAGUUUGGCGCGUUGAGGGCGGCGGAGGCGGAGGUGCCGCCUGACGUGGCGGUGCCGCCGGGUCAGGGGCUGGGUAUCGAUGUGCCGGGGUACAAGCUGCUGUCGGCGGUGCUGGGACUGACGGCUGAGGCGCGUCUCGCCGUCCUUGAGGGCGACCUGGGUGCUGCUGCGGAGGCGCUCAGUCGCGCGGUGGAUGUGGAGGCGAGCGGGGGCUAUUACGAGCCGCCGCGACUGGGGCCGCAGCCGGCGCGGCAGUGCCUGGGCUGGGUGCUUCUGCGGGCGGGACGGCUGCGGGAGGCGCUGCAGACCUACCUGGAUGACCUCUCCCACUUCCCGGACAAUCCCUGGUCCAUCCGCGGACUGCACGCCGCCCUACCGCCCGCAAUGGAAGAGCUGGAGAGGGAGCAGCGGCAGCUGGAUGAGGCGGUGGCAGCAGCAGCGGCAGCGGGGGCAGCGGGGGCGGCGACAGCACGGGCGGGAGCAGGCGAGUCCGCACCGGCGUCUACAGCGGCGGCAGCCAGGGAGAAGAGAACGGCAGGAGGGGACGACCCCGCCGCCGCUACCGCCGCAACGGCGGCGGCAGCAGCAGCGGCGGAGGCGGCUGCGUUGCGGUUGCGUCAGGCGGAGGUAAGGAGGCUGCGGGCGACACUGCAGGAUGCGAACGCGGCGGUGGAGGCUGCUUCGAAGGCUACGUUGGAGGCGGCGAAUGCGCUGAGGAGCAGCUGCCUGGCGUUUUCGGAACGCAAGUGAGCACCAGCUGGAAAAGGUUGCGGGUGGUGGUGGAGCGACCCAUGGGUCGCAAGCCUUUCUUUGGUGUGAUGAGGUUCAUGAUGUGAAGCAGCCGUGUAUGCGCCGUACAGCACAGCACAGCACAGCACAUGCAGUUUCGUUACAGGACAGGCAGGGGGCAGUUGUAGACAUGCAGGUGAGGGGAGGGUGCAGUGGUCUUUCGCGUACAGAUGGGAAGCAUGGCGAACAAAUAGGGCGACAUGCCGGAGCCAAGGCACGGAGGCUGCACAGUUUGGCAUGAAGAUUGAACAUACAGUUUACUAGCAGGAUGUCCGGACGAGCAGAUGUCCAGAGCAGAUGUUAGGCAAGCAGGUUUGUGCUUUGCAAUAAGCUGUAGGCAUUAGCCAGACGUUGGUGCAUCAUGAAUUUUGCACGGCCUGACUGGUUGCCCGCGGGACCGCAGCGGCAGCAGAACGACCGCGGGGAGCAAUGCGGGGUGUUGCGAUUGCCGUACUGUAGUGGCACCAGACAUUGACGCUUGUUGUCACAGGGUUUUAUACUAGGACUGCUUUAUUCGUUCAGAACAGACUAAACACUUGCGCCCUUGCUAUGCACGUCGGCAGUUGAAUGGUUGUCCGGAGCGGUUGAGCGCCUAGGAACGAAGGGCUAGCGGCUGGCCGGCUGCACACCCUGGUGCACGGGCGACCUGAGAUGGAGAGAGAGUGUGGCGCAUUUGGAGGAUGCCGCAUUGCAGUUGCAGCGUCCUGUAAGUGGUGUCGAGCCACAUGAGCCGUAACCGUCGUCGUCUUCGAGGUUUCCCGGGUCGACACACGAUUUGACCGGGCGCCCGGCUCCCUUUCCAAGCAGUAAGCGUAGCUGGAUGCUCGGCUUUGUUCCAGGGUAGUCAUUCGUGCGCUCUUCGUAAUCGCCCUGUGCACGAUGUAAACCGUCAUCACCC
Messenger RNA from Astrephomene gubernaculifera, 4222 nucleotides. Lineage: Eukaryota; Viridiplantae; Chlorophyta; Chlorophyceae; Chlamydomonadales; Astrephomenaceae. The record is from the annotation of a GenBank genome assembly.